CCCCACACAUCCAGGGACCUCUCAUCAUUGUGGGACCCUCCUCCUCUGUGCAGGGAGACCCUCCUCAUAAGCUAGGGUGCAGCACACGCCCCCCCACAUUGCACACUCACUACACAUAGGAGGGAGGGGGCUGUUCACACUGACUGUAGCACAUGCCUGCUCACACACACGGCUUCUGUGCUGUCAGGAUCACAGCUUUUAAUUAAGCAUCCCCCCCCCUGCACCCCCUCCCUCCCUCUGCUUCUCUCCCCCUCCCUCCUCUGGGAAGCCAAGGAAGAAGCAAAGAAAAUCAGAGGGGGAACAAAGCAAGAAAAGAGGGGAGACAGUGAGGAAGAAGAGGGGCACCAGCUGCAGAAGAGCUGCCAGGUGAAGAAGGACUGGGCAUCCUGAGACUACAGAGAACAUUGUGCAUGGAGCCUGCUGCAAGCUGAGACAGCUGGAGACCAGUGCAGAGACAGCAGCAGAGACAGGUGCUGUCUAUCUUCCAGUGCGGAGAGCGUCUGGCACCUGCUGACUGCAGACAUGGGCAGUGGGUGAGCUAGAGAGGUCACCAGCCUCCUGCCUGCAGCCCUCCAGGGACUGACACUUGCACCACAUCACAUUGCCAUUUCAUUUGUCAUCCAUAUCCUUGCCCUCACUUUCUAUCUCCGGCCCUUAUUGUAUAGGGGGGCCCCAUGCUUUGACCAUUGCUGGGUCCUGACCUUGCUAUGUUUUUGGAGGGUAUCUAAGUCUCGGUUCUAUAGUCUUUAUCCUUCACAUCCACUUGUGAUUAUUUUGAAGAUUUUUGUAGAAUCUGGUCAUUUUUGGGUAACCGUCUUUCAUUUUAUCCCCAGGAUUUUCCUUCACUGUGCAUUGAGUUAACCAAGUGGACAUUUUCCCGACACUCAGGAUCUUGUUUUCGAGCAGCCUCAUCAUAUUAAGACCCCAAUUUUUUGUUUGUAGGGUUUUAAGACUGUUCACAUUCAGUUUUUUUGGUGCCCGGUGAUCCUUCUGUUUACUAGUGCCUUAUCUGUUUGGGGGGGCUUUGCCCCCUAUCUUUCCAUUUCCAUCCCGUUGCACCCUCAAACCAUGAAGCCUUUGGAGAAAUUCUUAAAGAAGCAAAGCUCCCAUCUGUCAGGUCCCAGGCAUCUACACCGUAGGCAAAGUGUGUCCAAAAUUUUGCCCUCAUUUCUGCGGGAUACCCCGGGAGAUUCCUCUAGUGGGGAAAAAGUUGAAGAGGACCCAUCUGGAGCUCCACAACCUUCUCAUGACUGCCUGGAGCUGCCUGAUGGACUACGUUCACCACUCUCCUUCUCAUCUGAUGAACUUUCACCUUCAGAGCCCCUGACGCCCCCGCCUGGGUCUGUUGGAUGGUCCCUUACCCCUGCCGGACCUCUUCUUGCCCCGGAUACUCCAGAGGCCCUAUUGGGCAGGGUUCUGGACCAGCUACUGACAGCGCCUAGACUGAGCGAUGCAGCUGAAUUAGCGCUGGAUGACUUCAUACUCACCCACACCUUAUUUAUACCGACGGAAGAGCUCCUGGUCCAGUUACAACAGUAUUUCUGCGGCUGUAGUCGACAUACCUCACCGACAUGGGAAGGAAGCGAUGCUGUGCAAAAGAAGCAAGCCGUGCUCUGUGCACUCCUUCAUCUGCUGGACACAUACAAGGAUUCUCUGCAAGAAGAGGAGAAGACCUUUCAGCUUAUCAAGGAUUUCUAUGUCCUGGUGAUGCGGGACGCUCCGAGUUUCCCUCAGCUGGAGGGGAAUGUCAUCCGGCUGCAUCGCCUGGUGGAGACGGCCGAACUCAGGCUCACAGAUGGCAGGGCCGCUCCUUGCUCUAAACAAGUCAAGCCUCUUUUCCGACAUUUCCGCCGGAUCGACUCCUGCUUGCAGCCUCGGGUGGCGUUCAGGGGCUCGGAUGAGAUCUUCUGCAGGGUCUACAUGCCAGACCAUUCCUACGUUACCAUUCGGAGUCGUCUUUCUGCAUCUGUUUCUGACAUCCUCAGUUCCGUCUCAGAAAAACUGCAGUAUUCGGAGGAACAAGGACAGAGAGAGGAUCCUCUUAUCCUGGUUGCUGUUACCAGUGCAGGCGACAAGGUUCUCCUGAAGCCGGACGAUGGUUGUAUCUUCACCACACUGGGUAUAAACAGCCACCUAUUCGCCUGCAAUCGAGAUGAGCUGCGCUCUUUGGUUCCUUUACCAGAAGAGGUUCAGUUGCCACCGGAGGAUUCUCAUAUUCAUCGGAUCGAAGCUGAGGAUCUUGCCAAUCACCUCAGUGCUUUCCACUGGGAGCUGUUCAGCUGUGUACAUGAGCUGGAGUUUGUGGACUAUGUGUUCCAUGUGGAGCGUGGACGCAGGGAGACGGCCAAUCUGGAGCUACUUUUGCAGCGCUGUAGCGAGGUACAGCACUGGGUCAGCACUCAGACUCUGUUGUGUGAGGCACCAGCCAGACGCACCCAGCUCCUCAAGAAGUUCAUCAAAACAGCAGCCAUUUGUAAGCAGAACCAGGACUUGCUAUCCUUCUUCGCUAUAGUGAUGGGCUUGGACAAUGGUGCCGUCAGUCGCUUACGUGUUACCUGGGAGAAAUUACCUGGGAAGUUUAAAAAUCUCUUUAGAAAGUUUGAAAAUUUAACGGACCCCUGCCGGAAUCACAAGUCCUAUCGUGAGAUGGUGACUCGUAUGCGACCUCCGGUAAUCCCAUUUAUCCCCCUUAUAUUAAAAGACCUUACAUUUUUACACGAGGGAAGCAAAACAUUCCUCGAUGGACUUGUCAAUGUAGAAAAAAUGCACGCCAUAGCAGAGAAAGUGAGGACUGUGCGGAAAUACCGGAGCAGCCAAAUGAGGCUGGACACAGACGUCUCUCCGAAUCACUUGCAGAAUAAAGCUUACGUGCGCCAGUUUCAAGUCAUCGACAAUCAGAACUUGCUUUUCGAGCUGUCCUACAAGCUGGAACCCAACACACAGUGACCGGAGCACUGUACGCCGAUCAAAAAGUGGACGGCACGGGGUGCCGUAUGUUUGAUACUCGGAGAAGGAAUGCAGAUAUAGCUAUAUGAGGAUUCAUCGUGAGAAAUACAAGAAGAUGUUAUAUAGGUUGGGUCUGGUCCAGUAAUGGGCAUCAGUAGGUUCCCCUGCUGUUAUAAGGGAGACCUCUAACACCCUAUUAAUCUGCUAGAACAGCAGAAAGAAGAUUGGGUGUCAUGCCGUGGCCAGGUUAUAGACCGGGAGAUAUUUUUGUAAGAAGAUGACAUGUACAAUCCACUUUGUGCUAUUUUCUUAUUGGGGGAAACAGAAGGGUAUUAAUUCUAUAUAAAUACGUGAUAAUUAUAUAUAUAUAUAUAUAUAUAUAUAUGGGGGUCACAGUCCUGCAUUGAAGUUGCGCAGGGCCACAAGUUUCUGUACAUAAGGAUUCAUGGGAGCAUACAAAUCUCGCUGUAUAUAGUUGUAUUUGUUGUAUUUCGGGAGGUGGGUGUAUAGUGGGUAUAUUUAAAUGAUAAAGGAUAUGCUGGUCCGUACAGCUUAAAGACACACAUCACAAAUAUGUGUAAUAAAGAUACGUAAAGGACACAAGGACAUGAGAAAAACCAGAACAUGGAGACGAGAAGAAAUAAAAGGAGAUUUAAAGGGGUACUCCCAUGCCUGAGCCUUCUGAACAUCCGGUUCAGAAGGCUUGGAGCAGCAGAGACGUCAUGGCCCCACCCCCCUCAUGACAUAACACCACACCCCCUCCAUUGAU
Hyla sarda is the source of this 3715-nucleotide messenger RNA. RefSeq names its product Rap guanine nucleotide exchange factor like 1 (gene RAPGEFL1). The record is from RefSeq and is a predicted model, not a curated record. The transcript is spliced from 15 exons. Gene Ontology annotation, biological process: Ras protein signal transduction; positive regulation of GTPase activity. Bases 1069 to 2946 code for a protein of 625 amino acids. Gene Ontology annotation, cellular component: plasma membrane. Lineage: Eukaryota; Metazoa; Chordata; Amphibia; Anura; Hylidae. Gene Ontology annotation, molecular function: guanyl-nucleotide exchange factor activity.